UUUUUUUUUUUUUGGUUGACAAUGGGAGUGAUCUACUUCACUUUUUCAUCAUCUUGGCAGACUGACUGAAAAACUGUGCUCGGCUCGGUUCAACCGGUGCAACUGAUUCAGUGAAAAGAUUCCGCUAGUACGACUAAUUCUAUCUGACGAGAUUUUGGAGUAAAAAUCUGGAGUUGGACAGCAAAUCAUCAUGGGGAUCAAAACAUUAUUGUUUUUAGUUGUAAUCGCACAUAUAUGCAUUGCCACCUUUAAUGAGAGCUCUGUGAGUAACUUUGAACAGACUGAUGGGCCAGUUGAUGACAAGAAGUCUUCAAACCAGACGUUUAAUGAAUUUGGUUCAGGAGCACCAGAGAAAUUUAUGGUAGGCAGUUUUGCUGCUAUACCAGACAUUUUGUCCUCUCGGGACCAAGCAGAGCUCAACUCCUCCUCAUUGUCUAUCUCAGACGAGGCUGAUGAUUUCCUCAAAGGCCCAGUGGUCACACGCAUCAUGCCCUCGUUCUACAUCGUCAUCAUCCUCAUUAGUUUGCCCCUGAAUGCUUUGGCCUUGGUGACGUUCACAUGUAAGAUUCGAGUGAAGAAACCAGCUGUGAUCUAUAUGUCUCACCUGGCGUGUGUGGACCUGCUCUUCACUCUUCUGCUGCCUCUGAAGAUCCACUACCAGCUGAACGCUUCAGAUUGGGUGUUCGGUGAGGCGGUGUGUCGUGUGAUCAGUGCAGCUUACUACUGCUACAUGUACUGCUCCAUACUGCUGAUGAUGUGCAUGAGUGUGGACAGGCUGCUGGCCGUGGUGUUUCCCGUUGCCUCUCUGACCUGGAGGAGUGCAAGGAAAACCACAUAUGUAUGUGUGCUGGUCUGGCUGCUGGCGAUCGCUGGUACAGUGCCACUUCUCUCAAUAAGACAAACAUUCAAGAUCAAGGAUGUGGGCAUCACCUGUCAUGAUGUGCUGAUCCAUUACAAGCUGUAUGUGUACCUGUUCUUCACCCUAACCUGCGUCUACUUCUUUGUGCCACUAAUCAUCACCUUAGUGAGCUACUCCAUCAUCAUAUAUGUGCUCCGUGUAAAGUCUGAUCUCUUAGCUAUAUCACCCUCAUCUUCAGGCAGUCGAAGGAGAGCUGUGAUUAUGGCUAUCGCCGUUCUGACUGAGUUUGGAUUGUGCUUUGCUCCAUCCAAUUGCAUCCUGUGGUACCACUGUUAUAUUUUAGCAACUGGAAACAACAGUGAGGAUGAGGAUUCAUCAUAUUCUGCUUACCUGUUGGCUUUGUGUUUGGGGAGCACAAGUGUUUUUCUGGACCCUCUGCUGUACUACUACGGCUCGUCUCAGAGCAGACAGAAGAUCAGCUCUGUGUUUAGGAGGGAAAACACAACCUCAUCAUGUAACACACAGACCAAAUCCACAGAUGCUACUAAAAUCAGGCUUUUGGUUUUCCAUAACUUAUAAUGAAAUGAUAUCUUGCAUGAAUUGUUAAAAUGCUACUACUGUACUUGUUGAGUUUGUCUGAUCAAAAGCAGAAGGAACAUGUAACAGUUGCCUAGCCAUUAAUGUAUUUUGCAAAACUUAGAUAUGGUUUAACUUCUCUAUUUUUUAAAGUCACUUAAUUUUUAUUUCACACGAUCUUUGACUCAGACCUCAGCAGGUUGUUUUAGCUAUAAUACUGUUAAGACUUCUAUAUGUAAAUAUCUGUACUCUGUGAUUGUAGUUUACAUUGAUUGUAGUCAUUCCUCAGUAAUGUUGCUGAGAACUGGAAAAGCAUUGAUAUGUAAAAUGAGGGAAGGUAAAAUGAUUUUCAAAGAAAUGAGGUCUUGAUUUAUUUUUUUAAUAAACUAGUGAAAUAGUAGUCCAUGUAAAGAUUUCUUCGUGGAAGGAAAAAAAAUAAUAAUAAUAAUUGAUGUUAAUCAAGCAACAAAAGAAAGAAAGAAAAUCACACGCUGCUCUUGACUGAAAAAAUUUAGUAGCCCUAAAGAUUAAUCUAAAUGUAUUUAUAUAAAUGAAUAUGUCUGCUUGAAAGAAUGAAGAAUAUGAUAAACAAGUUGCUAUAAAGUGUGCAUAAUUAGCCUGUAUAACCAUUGGUGUUUCAUUCAUCUGGAAGAACAUCUUCUUGAUCUUUAUGAGAAGUGGUUUUAUUUCAUUUUAACAUAAAGGCAUGUUGUGUGUCACCACAGUUAAAUCGGUCUAUUAUGAUAAAUCAUUAAACUUAUAUAAUGAAUUUAGAAAAAUUGUAGAGAAAUGCUUAAUUGCAUUGUAACCCAUUAGAUUUUAGCCGACUAAAUUUACUGUAGAUUUAUGACUAAUAUAUGACUUAAACUAAAUGGCAUUUUUGUCAAAAGCCUAUGACUAAAACUAAAUCACUUUUUUUUUUAAAUGAACACUGUAUCACACACGUCUGUGUGUGUACCUGUUCUCAUCCUCUCUUGCCUGCACUUCUUCUUGCCACUGGGCUUCACCUUGAGCGAGCUAUUCCACCAUCAUAUAUGUGCUCUGUGUAAAGUCUGAUUGUUUGGCAACAUCAUCCACAAACAAGCGAAGGAGAGCUGUGAUUACAGCUAUAGUUGUGCUGAUGGGAUUGUAAUGUCCUUUGCAACCAAUGGCAUCUUGCUGUACCAAUGUGUUUGUUUAGCCACCAGAGGCAGCAGUGAGGAGGGGAAAGCUCUCUGAUUUGCUGGAGAAAGACAAAAAGCACAACUACACUAACAAACACAACCAGUCAAACAAAAACCUCUAACCUGAGCUGAACACUUUAAGCUGGGAUAUGAUGGUUAUUGUUUUGUUCUAAAGAUUAAUUAAAAAAUGUCAGAUAAUUGAUGUUCAGUGUCUUCAAGUGCCAGUUUUAAAUGACUGCUUGAUAUGAAUAUUUGUAAUAUUUGUCUGUGUACAAUAAUAUAUCCUAUAGCAUAUAUACAAUCAUAUUGUGUCUUUGAAAUUUGAAAACAUUGUAUUUUUAUUAAAAUGCCUUUAGUUUGUAUCUAAAAAAUGAAGGUGUUUGUAAAGUUUGUAUAGUCAUGCUUUCUUUUGCAAUAUGUAAACACGCAUUUGCAAUGCUGAUGAGUGUAACUUCCCCUUUUUAUAAUCUACUGUACUUACAAUUUGUAUAAAUGUGACAAAUAAAAUAAAACAAAACAUGAGAGUUCUCAUUUCAUCAACGUCAU
Molecule: messenger RNA, 3144 nt
Organism: Carassius gibelio (silver crucian carp)
Lineage: Eukaryota; Metazoa; Chordata; Actinopteri; Cypriniformes; Cyprinidae
Product: proteinase-activated receptor 1-like
Exons: 4
Coding region: 191-1438 (415 amino acids)
Biological process (GO): phospholipase C-activating G protein-coupled receptor signaling pathway; thrombin-activated receptor signaling pathway; positive regulation of Rho protein signal transduction
Cellular component (GO): membrane
Molecular function (GO): thrombin-activated receptor activity
Source: RefSeq, a predicted model, not a curated record